Messenger RNA from Xenia sp. Carnegie-2017, 2098 nucleotides. RefSeq lists its product as uncharacterized. The record is from RefSeq and is a predicted model, not a curated record. Lineage: Eukaryota; Metazoa; Cnidaria; Anthozoa; Malacalcyonacea; Xeniidae. Bases 53 to 454 code for a protein of 133 amino acids. The transcript is spliced from 2 exons.
AGUAAAAUAAUAACGCACAGCCUUGCACAAAAAAACAAAACAAUCGCUUAUAAUGGCUUUUUUGGAAGAACCUCGGCCUAAUUCACCAAUCGAUAGUGAAAUGGAAGACAAUCCAACAAACAAUAUUCGGCCAUAUCAGUUUGAGCCCGAAUGGCCGGGUGAUGAACACGAAGAAGCUCACCAGUUUGAGGAUAACGAAGAACAGGAAUUUUUGUAUAUUGACGAUGAAUCUCGGCGCGACAAUCUUGAAUGGUGUCAAUGUGGUAACUGCCAAAUAAUAGAUAAUAACGAGAAAUGUUUAUGCUGCAAAGAGAUUUCCAAUAUUUGUGACAAAAAUUUAGAGGCAGUAGAAACGAAUGAGACCACCGAAGUCCCUUUGUGCAUUACACAACAUCCUGGUUUUGAGCCUGUUUGUCUUAACAGGUGGGUUUUACAAACAGUUUGGUACCAGUAAAAGCAGCAAUAUGAGAUAGCAUAUGAUGGGCCCGAGGACAAACUGUACCGCCAUAUUGCAUAUAGACAGUUGGCAAGAUGGUGCUGGGGUGUCUUGGGUAGAGAAGUGAGAGUCAUCUUGCCAUCAUGUGCAGUUACUCGCAUUAGAGAAACAUUUCCUCCACCUGGUCUUGCAGAGGAAUUUCAAUUUGAAGGCUUUCACUAUGUUGAUGAAUGAAGUAUUUUAUUAUGAUAUAGGUAUACUCAUUACAAUUACUUUGUAUGUCAAUAUUAAAGUGGCAUAGCCAGCUCAUUUAUAGGUCAUGCUAUGCACAUUUAUUAUUAUUAAUUUAUUACAAAAAAAACAGAUUUACAAAGAAAUGAUUAUAAAUGUGGCUUGGCUAUUACACUGGUUAUAAUAUAACUAUAAUUAAUUACAUGAAUAGUUUGUGUAAUGCAGUGGUGAAACUAGCUAUAGCAAAAGGUUUUGCUUUGUUAAUAUUUAAGAAUGAAUAUUUUUUAAGUAGUACAAAAGUUGUCUUCACUGAUUCGACGUUAUAUUAUAUGGGUAUGGCAAAACCUAUUGCCAUAGCUAACAUCACCACUGACAUUUUAUGCAAAUCUAGACUGAUGUUCCUUUACAAGUACUUCUUUCCUGGGUGGACAUGCUUUAGAAAUGUUCUUUGGAAGAUUCUUGCCAUGAUGUACAAGUUCAAUCUCCUCAGUUUUGCAUGCAUUCACAACCUCCGCAAGUAGUUUAUCAAUGUACUGGUACUCUUUCUUUUCUUUCAUUGCUUUUACAACCCAUUGCUUCUGUGUUUUAGCAAAAAACAUUUUGUAACGGUCUUGCCCUUUGUUUGUCCCUGACUUAAUGAAUGCUUUAUCACGUUUAAUAUUGUUGUUGUGAUCUAAUGCUGCUAACUGAGUGCGGGCUACCAUUCCAGGAAAUGAAAAAUGCUCUCGCUUUGGGCAGGUCUUUUAGAAGCCUCUUGUCACAUAUCACCUUCUCUGCAGCGAUAUAUGCUUGUGAAGUUGGAGAUAACCACUUCUUCUGCUUUGUUUCUUUUUCUGUUAAUUGUUGGUGGCAACAUUGAUGAAAAUAUGUGUUCCCCUUCCAGAAAUGCUUGUUGGAAAUGUGGUUAAGGACAGACUUCCAUUUUUCCACCAAUUCUUCUGCAUUCUUGUUACAACUUGCAGAGCACCACCAAAGAUGAUUAGAAAUGGACUUAAUCCAAUGGGUCAAGUCAUCAUUUCCCUUAAUGUUAACCUUCUUUUUUAGUUUUUUUGUGACAGAUUUAGACAAAUGCCACACAUCAUAUUGGUGAUCAAUAUGAGGGUGUUUGUUUUUCAACCUCUGCAUCCACAGUAUUCAGCAUCGACAGUGUAGUUUGGACUUCCAUGGCAUGUAAACUCCUCACAACAAAUGAACACUGUGUUGAUGCAUCUUUGGUUUCUGGCUUGCAAUAAUUAGUUGGCAAUGCUUCAGGACUGUCAGACGCACCCAAAUCAAAACUGUUAUUUGCUUCAGGCUCAAGCAAUGAGAAAACAUUUGUACUUGUGGAGGAACAUUGUUCUAAAAUAUUUGAAAGCUGAAAAUAGAAAAAAUAGAAAUAUUUAGAAUAUACUUUAGGCUAUAACUUUUUCUUGAUUAAAAUUUAACAAGAAA